Sporothrix brasiliensis 5110 is the source of this 252-nucleotide messenger RNA. RefSeq lists its product as uncharacterized. Lineage: Eukaryota; Fungi; Ascomycota; Sordariomycetes; Ophiostomatales; Ophiostomataceae. The transcript has a single exon. The record is from RefSeq and is a predicted model, not a curated record. Bases 1 to 252 code for a protein of 83 amino acids.
AUGUCUGGUAGCCCGGUCUUCCACGUCAAGUACAAUUGGUGCGAGUGUGAGGAGCACAAAGAUGCCUCAUACUCGUACGAUCAGUUGUUCUUGGAUGUGGUUCGCGGACGCCAAGCCAAGCUCAACUACGAGACAGUGGACAACGUGUUCCACGUCUACGUCAACUUCCAUGGUCCAUGUGCGGACUGCGAGCGCGAGGCGAUCGAGACUGCCAAGGCCGAGGAGGCUGAGAAGGGCUCCGCUGCCAAGUAA